Dioszegia hungarica is the source of this 780-nucleotide messenger RNA. RefSeq lists its product as uncharacterized. NCBI's taxonomy places the organism in Eukaryota, Fungi, Basidiomycota, Tremellomycetes, Tremellales, Bulleribasidiaceae. The record is from RefSeq and is a predicted model, not a curated record. Bases 1 to 780 code for a protein of 259 amino acids. The transcript has a single exon.
AUGUCGCAAGUUGCCUCCAAGCGAGAAUUUUCUGAUGAUCACCCCUCUGCGUGGCCGACCCUGGGAGAAGCCGAGGGGAAAGCUCUUGUGACUACCACAUCCGACAGCACCAAGACGAUGCACCCUAAAGCGUGGGGACCCCCGGCGAAGAAGACACUCAAAGCGGUGGAUCGCGAGAUACUGGUUGAGCGGAAUCGCCGGCUGGAGCAGGAGCUCGAGGACAGCCUCGUGACUCAGCAGACGUUGGAGGACCAGCUCGAGGAGAGCCAGCAAUUGCUCAGUGAGCUGAGGACAGCAGUGGACAGCCACAUCGACGACACCUCGCUACUUCAUGGCAUGGCGCUUUUGGGCGCAAUUGCCGCGGGGACAACGCAGAAGGCUUUGUCCGUCAAUCAGCGGCUCGUUCGACACAUUUCGCACAGGCAAGUCGUGCAAGGCGCACAAAGCACUUCUCUGAGCCGGACACUGCAAUCCGAUUGCAGCAGGCUGGGAACUGCAUUGUUCAAGACGUUGAUGGCAGGUUCGGGGGACAGCGAUGAGGCGGUGCGAACGGCGGACGAGAUGGACAGGAUCCUCGUACUCAAGCUGACUGAGUUGGGCAUUGCUGAUCUCAAGGACCUUGUUCUCUCGUCCCCUGACCCCACUUUCCAGCCAGGCGGGACCGGAGUCAGGUCCGACUCUGAAGGCGAGGAGACUGAGAGUGAAGAGGGAGACAAUUCGGACGUGUCAGCGGCCUCCAACGGCGACGCCGCAUCGGUCAUCUUCACGGGGCGGGCUUGA